CACUGACUCACCACCAACACUAUUCCAUCAACAUGAAGCCAUUGUCACACCAUAGCAGCAGUGACACAGACAACCAUUAACAACAGAACAUUGGUACCAAGUCACAGUUUGUACAACAAAGGAUUUUACACACAAUGAAGACCGAACAUUUGAAGCUGUCUUUCCCUUGGAUACUGUAUUAACAACAAAACCAGAGAUGUUGCGACUUCUGUGUGUUUUACUGACUUUCUUCCAUUGUUCCUUAAGUGAAGAUAUCACAUACCAUGUUGAAGAAGAGAAUAUUCCUCAUACCUAUGUAGGGGACAUUGCUACUGACUUACAGAAAGCAGACAGCUCCUUCUUAAAGAAUAAGGAUUUAAUUACAUUUAGUCAACUCCAACAAAAGGGAGAACAGUUGUUCAAUGUGACGAGAACAGGUAAACUGUACACUGUUGAGACAUUGGAUGCUGAGUCUGUGUGUAGUUAUGAGAAAGAAUGUUUUGAAAUCGUUAAAGUUGCUGUUCACAAAUCCAAGACAUUUAUGAAGAUCUUAAAGAUUAAGGUCAUAAUAGAAGACAUCAAUGACCACCAACCUGAGUUUCCAACUGAAGAGGUCAGCAUUCAGUUUUCUGAAACUGAUGGUAAAGGCACGAAAAGAUCAAUACCCAAUGCUGUUGAUAAUGAUAUGGGUCAUAAGAACAGCUUGGUAACAUAUGAAUUAAAAAAGGAUAAUGGACAUUUCUCUUUAUUAGUUGCCAAACAAGCUGAUGGCAUAUCAUCAUUAGAAAUUAUUUUAGAAGAGAAAUUAGACAGAGAAACAAAAGACAGUUACAAUAUUGAAGUCAUUGCUAAAGAUGGGGGAACUCCACCAAAACAAUCUAUUUUAAAAGUGAAAAUAUCUGUAAAAGACGAAAAUGAUAACAGACCACAGUUUUCUCAAAGUAUCUACAAUGUUUCUAUAGAACAUAAACAUAAAAAGAACAUUCCAGUAGUCACAUUAUCUGCCAGUGAUUUAGAUAUUGGCAGGAAUGGUAAAAUAUCUUAUUAUUUCAGUAGAAAGACUGCAGAAAAAAUGAAGAGAUACUUUCAUUUAGAUAAAAGUACUGGAAAAAUUUUCUUAGUACAAUCUUUAGAGGUUGACACAAAAAAUUCUUUAAAAUUAUACAUUGAAGCCAGAGAUGGAGGUAUUCCUCCUCUCAGUACCAUAGCAACUGUUAAGGUAAAUGUCAUCAACCAGCAGAACAAUCCUCCAAAUAUUGAUGUGAACUUUAUUUCCACACAGAAUCACAACACAGCUACCAUUCUGGAAGACAUCAAAGUUGGUAGUUUCAUUGCUUAUGUGAUGGUCACUGACAAUGAUGUUGGACACAAUGGAGAGGUGAACUGUCAUAUCAAAGACGACACAUUCAAACUACAGUCAAUGGGAUCGAAGGAAUAUAAAAUAGUUCUAAAGAAAGCAGUAGACAGAGAGACACAGGAACAUUAUCACUUUACUGUGUCGUGUGAAGAUAAAGGAUUACCUGCUCUGAAAACUGAUAAAGAUCUGUCAAUCCAAGUGUUGGAUGUGAAUGAUGUAGAACCACACUUUACGAAAGACACAUUCAAGUUCCUUACCUAUGAGAAUGACAAAGCUAAUUUCCCUAUUGGCUUUAUCAAUGCUACAGACCCAGAUAUUGGUAAGGGAGGUGAAUUGUCUUAUUCUCUGAGAAAUAAACAGCAAUAUCGUCUGCCAUUCCAGAUUAUCAACUCUGGCUUUAUUUCAACAAACCAGUCUUUAGACAGAGAACACAGAGAUUUCUAUGAGUUUGAGGUUUUUGUGAAAGACAAUGGAAGCCCAUCUCUGAAUAACACAGUGAAUGUUGAAGUGGAAGUAUUGGAUAGAAAUGAUAAUGCUCCAUAUUUUACAUUUCCUAGUGUUGACCCUUUCACUCUUAAUGUCCACUAUCAUCCGCAAAGUAAGAACGACAUCACAGUUCUGAAAGCAUCUGAUAUAGACAGUCACAUGAAUGCUUUUCUCAGGUAUGAAAUCGUUUCAGGUAACGAGAGACAGUUAUUUAAACUGGACUCUUUCACUGGUGUGUUAUCUUACUCACGCACAGUUUACCAAAAUGAUGCCGGAUCAUAUGAGCUUGAGUUUGUUGUGAAAGACAGUGGUACUCCAGUUCUGUCGGCAACAACUAGUGUGUCUUUGACACUGACUGUUAGUAACAAGACGUCACCAAUGUUCACAGCUGUGCACCUACCAAGUGAUAACACAAUAGAUGCGACAUUGUUGAUUAUCAUUGUAGUAGCAGCUGUGAUAGUAUCUAUAGCUAUUGUGGUUUCUAUAACCCUGUGUAUUGUGAGAUGUAACAAUGUGAGAAAUAGCUCAUCCGAAAGAACAGCAGAAGAGAAACAGGCAUACCAAUGUCGCAAUGAGAUGAGACAGUUGAUCUAUCAAGGUAACAACAGUGUACCUGUGAUGUCAGGUAAUCGAGGAGAGAUGUCAGAGAGAUAUGGUCAUUCGAGGAGCCAUUACUAUCCUGAAGACUGGAAGACAUCCACAAUGAGUCGGACACUUCAGAAGUCUAUCAGGCAGAAAUAUAGCCAACCGAUUGAGGUGACAUCUUAUGGAGACAACAGACCAUCCUCUAACUAUCCCACUGACACACUGACCAGUCGUAAGAGCAGUGGACAGUGCUGGAGUGAGCGGUCAAGUAGACAGUAUGAAGAAAUACCAGCAAUGUCAGCUAUCUAUGGUAUGCAACAGGACCCCACAGCCAACACUGAGAAACUGCCCCAGGACAGAUAUGUGAAACCUCCAGAAAGACAACUCCCUGCUACACCUGAUGUUAUAAACAACAAGUCCUUCUUCAUCCAAAUGGCAGAUAUGUUUGUAGCAAUUUGCAUACUUCUCUCUUGUAUGCAUUGUAGUCUGUGUAAAGACAUUACCUUUCAUGUAAAGGAGGAGAAUGUUCCUUACUAUUUCAUAGGUGACAUUGCUACUGAAACUCUUGUCACCAAAACUCUUUUAACUGACGAUGCCAGUCUCUUCACAUUUAAUCAACUUAAACAGAAAGGAACUCAACUGUUUAAUGUAACAAAAGAAGGAAAAUUGUACACAGCUCAAACUUUGGAUGCCGAAGUUUUGUGUCGAUAUAACACUGAAUGUUACAGAACUGUGAAAGUUGCUAUCCAUAAACAUAAAACAUUUAUGAAGAUCUUAAAGAUUAAAGUCAUAAUAGAAGACACCAAUGACCACCAACCUGAGUUUCCUCAGAAAGAAAUCACUCUACAUUUUAGGGAAGCAGAUGGUAAAGGUAUGAAGAAGGCUAUACCUAAUGCUGUUGAUAAAGAUGUUGGAUAUCAGAACAGGCUGAUUAAUUAUAAAUUGAGAAAUAAUUCUGUGAAAUUUGUGCUGUCUGUUUCUAAAAGAGUGGAUGGAAUAUCCAGAUUGGAAAUUGUUUUGAAUGAAAAAUUAGACAGAGAGCAAAAAGAUAUCUAUCAUGUUCAGGUAUCAGCUACAGAUGGGGGAUCCCCACCUAAAGAAUGUGUCUUAAAGAUAACAAUAAUAGUAGAAGAUGAGAAUGAUAAUUUACCUCUUUUCUCAAAUGACCUCUACAAUAUUUCUAUUCAGAAUACUUAUCAAAUAUACAAACCGAUAUUAACUCCUUCUGCAAAUGAUAAGGAUAGUGGUAAAAAUGGGAUGAUUUCUUAUUAUUUUAGUCCAAUGACUUCUGAUAUUGACAAAACAUACUUUGGCCUGAAUAAAACAACUGGAGAUAUAUUUCUAAUUGAUGAAAUUGAUAUUGAUGAAGAGAGGAUUAUGUAUACACUUUAUAUAGAAGCCAGGGAUGGAGGUAAUCCACCCCUGAGUUCCAUAGCAGCUGUCCAUGUAAAUGUUAUCAACGAACACAACAAACCCCCAAAUAUUGAUGUGAACUUUAUUUCUACACAGAAUCACAACACAGCUACCAUUCUGGAAGACAUCAAAGUUGGUAGUUUCAUUGCUUAUGUGAUGGUCACGGACAAUGAUGUUGGACACAAUGGAGAGGUGAACUGUCAUAUCAAAGACGACACAUUCAAACUACAGUCAAUGGGAUCGAAGGAAUAUAAAAUAGUUCUAAAGAAAGCAGUAGACAGAGAGACACAGGAACAUUAUCACUUUACUGUGUCGUGUGAAGAUAAAGGAUUACCUGCUCUGAAAACUGAUAAAGAUCUGUCAAUCCAAGUGUUGGAUGUGAAUGAUGUAGAACCACACUUUACGAAAGACACAUUCAAGUUCCUUACCUAUGAGAAUGACAAAGCUAAUUUCCCUAUUGGCUUUAUCAAUGCUACAGACCCAGAUAUUGGUAAGGGAGGUGAAUUGUCUUAUUCUCUGAGAAAUAAACAGCAAUAUCGUCUGCCAUUCCAGAUUAUCAACUCUGGCUUUAUUUCAACAAACCAGUCUUUAGACAGAGAACACAGAGAUUUCUAUGAGUUUGAGGUUUUUGUGAAAGACAAUGGAAGCCCAUCUCUGAAUAACACAGUGAAUGUUGAAGUGGAAGUAUUGGAUAGAAAUGAUAAUGCUCCAUAUUUUACAUUUCCUAGUGUUGACCAUUUCACUCUUAAUGUCCACUAUCAUCCGCAAAGUAAGAACGACAUCACAGUUCUGAAAGCAUCUGAUAUAGACAGUCACAUGAAUGCUUUUCUCAGGUAUGAAAUCGUUUCAGGUAACGAGAGACAGUUAUUUAAACUGGAUUCGUUCACUGGUGUGUUAUCUUACUCUCGCACAGUUUACCAAAAUGAUGCCGGAUCAUAUGAGCUUGAGUUUGUUGUGAAAGACAGUGGUACUCCAGUUCUGUCAGCAACAACUAGUGUGUCUUUGGCACUGACUGUUAGUAACAAGACGUCACCAAUGUUCACAGCUGUGCACCUACCAAGUGAUAACACCAUAGAUGCGACAUUGUUGAUUAUCAUUGUAGUAGCAGCUGUGAUAGUAUCUAUAGCUAUUGUGGUUUCUAUAACCCUGUGUAUUGUGAGAUGUAACAAUGUGAGAAAUAGCUCAUCUGAAAGAACAGCAGAAGAGAAACAGGCAUACCAAUGUCGCAAUGAGAUGAGACAGUUGAUCUAUCAAGGUAACAACAGUGUACCUGUGAUGUCAGGCAAUCGAGGAGAGAUGUCAGACAGAUACGGUCAUUCGAGGAGCCAUUAUUAUCCUGAAGACUGGAAGACAUCAACAAUGAGUCGGACACUUCAGAAGUCUACAAAGCAGAAAUACAGUCAACCCAUUGAGGUGACAUCUUAUGGAGACAACAGACCGUCUUCUAACUAUCCCACCGACACAUUGACCAGUCGUAAGAGCAGUGGACAGUGCUGGAGUGAGCGGUCAAGUAGACAGUAUGAAGAAAUACCAGCAAUGUCAGGACAUUACACUAUCCAAUCAGAUAUGUCAGCCAAUAAUGAAAGACAACUAUACCAAGAGAGAUAUGUAAAAAACCCUGAGAGACAGUUGCCUUCACCACCAGAUGUUGUAAAUCAGUGUGCUGCCCUUUACACUAACUUGAGACUAAAAAUGCUAACUUAUUUAUCUAUCAUCUUGGCUUUCUUCCACUGUUGCUACAAUGAACUUAUCUAUGUAGUGGAGGAAGAAAAUACUGCUAACUCUUAUAUUGGAGAUAUUGCUGAAGAUUCUGGUCUCUGGGACAGUUUAAAACACCAUGAAAGACACUUACUCACAUUCAUCCAGCUACAGCAGAAUGGAAGACAUCUAUUUAAUAUCACUAAACCAGGGAAAAUGUUCACUGUUCAUCCAUUGGAUGCUGAGACUCUCUGUAUUCUUGAAAAACAGUGCAUUCAUACAAUCAACGUUGCAGCUCACAAAGGAAAAGAGUUUAUAAAAAUUCUAAAGAUCAAAAUCAUUAUUGAAGACAUCAAUGACCACUGGCCUACAUUCCCUGUCGAUCAUAUCAUCUUACAGUUUUCUGAAAUGGAUGGCCAAGGCAGGAGAAGAUCAAUCCCAGACGCCACAGACAAGGAUGUUGGCAGUCAAAAUCGAUUAAUUAUGUACAAAUUAAAGAAAAAACGAAAUUAUCCUUUUACUCUACAAGAUUUUAAAAGAGCAGAUGGAACUUCUCACCUAGAUAUCGUCUUGGAAGGUAAACUGGACAGAGAAAUUAAAGCUGUUUACAAUUUUGAAGUUAUUGCUGAAGAUGGUGGGAAUCCUCCAAAACAAACAAUUCUAAAUGUUGAAAUAAAUAUCUCAGAUGUUAAUGAUAAUUCACCAGUUUUUUCUCAGAGAAUUUACAGAAUUAAUAUCAAUGACACACAUCCAAAACAUAAGGCAAUUGUUACAUUAUCUGCUUACGACUUUGAUAUUGGUAACAAUGGUGAAAUAUCUUACUAUUUUAGUCCUAUAACAUCUGAAACAUUGACUAAAUAUUUUACAUUAAAUAGAAAAAAUGGAGAAAUUUUAUUGUCUACAAAUUUAAAUUUAGGUAAAUUGGAUACAUCGAAAAUAUUCAUAGAAGCCAGAGAUAGGGGCAACCCUCCUCUCAGUUCCAUAGCAACUGUUAUGGUAAGUGUCAUCAACCAACACAACAAUCCUCCAAAUAUUGAUGUGAACUUUAUUUUUACACGGAAUCACAACACAGCUACCAUUCUGGAAGACUUCAAAGUUGGUAGUUUCAUUGCUUAUGUGAUGGUCACUGACAACGAUGUUGGACACAAUGGACAGGUGAACUGUCAUAUCAAAGACGACACAUUCAAACUACAGUCAAUGGGAUCGAAGGAAUAUAAAAUAGUUCUAAAGAAAGCAGUAGACAGAGAGACACAGGAACAUUAUCACUUCACUGUGUCGUGUGAAGAUAAAGGAUUACCUGCUCUGAAAACUGAUAAAGAUCUGUCAAUCCAAGUGUUGGAUGUGAAUGAUGUAGAGCCACACUUUACGAAAGACACAUUCAAGUUCCUUACCUAUGAGAAUGACAAAGCUAAUUUCUCUAUUGGCUUUAUCAAUGCUACAGACCCAGAUAUUGGUAAGGGAGGUGAAUUGUCUUAUUCUCUGAGAAAUAAACAGCAAUAUCGUCUGCCAUUCCAGAUUAUCAACUCUGGCUUUAUUUCAACAAACCAGUCUUUAGACAGAGAACACAGAGAUUUCUAUGAGUUUGAGGUUUUUGUGAAAGACAAUGGAAGCCCAUCUCUGAAUAACACAGUGAAUGUUGAAGUGGAAGUAUUGGAUAGAAAUGAUAAUGCUCCAUAUUUUACAUUUCCUAGUGUUGACCCUUUCACUCUUAAUGUCCACUAUCAUCCGCAAAGUAAGAACGACAUCACAGUUCUGAAAGCAUCUGAUAUAGACAGUCACAUGAAUGCUUUUCUCAGGUAUGAAAUCGUUUCAGGUAACGAGAGACAGUUAUUUAAACUGGACUCGUUCAUUGGUGUGUUAUCUUACUCUCGCACAGUUUACCAAAAUGAUGCCGGAUCAUAUGAGCUUGAGUUUGUUGUGAAAGACAGUGGUACUCCAGUUCUGUCAGCAACAACUAGUGUGUCUUUGACACUGACUGUUAGUAACAAGACGUCACCAAUGUUCACAGCUGUGCACCUACCAAGCGAUAACACAAUAGAUGCGACAUUGUUGAUUAUCAUUGUAGUAGCAGCUGUGAUAGUAUCUAUAGCUAUUGUGGUUUCUAUAACCCUGUGUAUUGUGAGAUGUAACAAUGUGAGAAAUAGCUCAUCUGAAAGAACAGCAGAAGAGAAACAGGCAUACCAAUGUCGCAAUGAGAUGAGACAGUUGAUCUAUCAAGGUAACAACAGUGUACCUGUGAUGUCAGGUAAUCGAGGAGAGAUGUCAGACAGAUUUGGUCAUUCGAGGAGCCAUUACUAUCCCGAAGACUGGAAGACAUCGACAAUGAACAGAAGCUUACCAAUAAACUUUAAGCAAAACUAUAGUCAGCCAGUAGCAGUGACAUCAUUUGAAUACCCCCCUGGCAUGUCGAGCAAUCAUAAAGAUAGUGAACAGUGCUGGAGUGAAGGGUCAAGUACACACUAUGAAGAAAUACCAGCAGUAUCAUCAGGGCUUUGUGGUAUACAGGCCAACACAUCGACAUGUAGUGAGGAGCUGCAAGAGAACCAAGAGAGGUAUGUAACACCAUCAGAAAAACAAUUGCCAUCAACACCAGAUGUUAUAAUACUUAAAUCUGCUGUUUGGUUUUUGUCAAUGCUUUCACUGACAAAAGAAAAUAUGUUGAGCUUUUCAGUUUUGCUAACUUUCUUCUUCCCCUGCUGUCUCAGUUUUAAUUUAAUCUACAAGGUAAAGGAAGAGACAAACACACAUACAUUUGUUGGAGACAUUACAGCUGAUCCACAGUUUCAAGACGUAGUGCCAUCUGGAGAUAUUGGUCAUAUUACGUUUAAUCAACUGAAACUUAAAGGAACACAGAUAUUUAAUGUUUCUGAAAGUGGGAAAAUCUACACAAUACAAACACUGGAUGCUGAAGCCCUCUGUACUUUUGAAAAGGAAUGUUUCCAGGAAGUUAAAGUUGCUGUUCACAAAGGAAAAAACUUCUUGAAAAUCUUGAAAAUUAAAGUAGUUAUAGAAGACAUCAAUGACCACCAACCUGAGUUUCCAGAGAAAGAAAUUACUAUACGUUUCAGAGAAGGUGAUGGUAAAGGAAUGAAAAAGUCCAUUCCAAAUGCCAUUGACAAAGAUGUUGGAGUUUUAAAUAGUGUAAUUAAUUAUCAUUUAAAGGACAACAAGGAAAUGUUUUCAUUGUUAGUUUCUAAAAGAGCUGAUGGAAUAUCUCGACUAGAGAUUGUUCUAGAAAGUAAAUUAAAUAGAGAAGUGAAAGAUCACUAUAGUCUGGAAGUCAUUGCUAAGGAUGGAGGAAGUCCAUCCAAAGAAAGUAUUUUAAAGGUAAACAUAGAAGUUCAAGAUGAAAAUGAUAAUUUACCUGUAUUUCAACAAAAACUAUACAACAUUUCUGUAAAGAAAACACAAGACAAAAACAAAGCUGUUGUUAUUGUAUCAGCUGAAGAUCUGGAUAUCGGUAAAAAUGGAGAGAUUUCUUAUUAUUUUAGUCCAAAGACACUCGAGAAAAACAAACAAUAUUUCAAGUUAGAUAAAAUCACAGGAGAAAUAUUGUUCUCAAAAAAUACAAACUUUAAUGAAGAAACAUUUAAAUUAUAUAUUGAAGCCAGAGAUGGGGGCAACCCACCUCUCAGUUCCAUAGCAACUGUUAUGGUAAAUGUCAUCAACCAGCAGAACAAUCCCCCAAAUAUUGAUGUGAACUUUAUUUCUACACAGAAUCACAACACAGCUACCAUUCUGGAAGACAUCAAAGUUGGUAGUUUCAUUGCUUAUGUGAUGGUCACUGACAACGAUGUUGGACACAAUGGAGAGGUGAACUGUCAUAUCAAAGAUGACACAUUCAAACUACAGUCAAUGGGAUCGAAGGAAUAUAAAAUAGUUCUAAAGAAAGCAGUAGACAGAGAGACACGGGAACAUUAUCACUUUACUGUGUCGUGUGAAGAUAAAGGAUUACCUGCUCUGAAAACGGAUAAAGAUCUGUCAAUCCAAGUGUUGGAUGUGAAUGAUGUAGAGCCACACUUUACGAAAGACACAUUCAAGUUCCUUACCUAUGAGAAUGACAAAGCUAAUUUCCCUAUUGGCUUUAUCAAUGCUACAGACCCAGAUAUUGGUAAGGGAGGUGAAUUGUCUUAUUCUCUGAGAAAUAAACAGCAAUAUCGUCUGCCAUUCCAGAUUAUCAACUCUGGCUUUAUUUCAACAAACCAGUCUUUAGACAGAGAACACAGAGAUUUCUAUGAGUUUGAGGUUUUUGUGAAAGACAAUGGAAGCCCAUCUCUGAAUAACACAGUGAAUGUUGAAGUGGAAGUAUUGGAUAGAAAUGAUAAUGCUCCAUAUUUUACAUUUCCUAGUGUUGACCCUUUCACUCUUAAUGUCCACUAUCAUCCGCAAAGUAAGAACGACAUCACAGUUCUGAAAGCAUCUGAUAUAGACAGUCACAUGAAUGCUUUUCUCAGGUAUGAAAUCGUUUCAGGUAACGAGAGACAGUUAUUUAAACUGGAUUCAUUCACUGGUGUGUUAUCUUACUCUCGCACAGUUUACCAAAAUGAUGCCGGAUCAUAUGAGCUUGAGUUUGUUGUGAAAGACAGUGGUACUCCAGUUCUGUCAGCAACAACUAGUGUGUCUUUGACACUGACUGUUAGUAACAAGACGUCACCAAUGUUCACAGCUGUGCACCUACCAAGUGAUAACACAAUAGAUGCGACAUUGUUGAUUAUCAUUGUAGUAGCAGCUGUGAUAGUAUCUAUAGCUAUUGUGGUUUCUAUAACCCUGUGUAUUGUGAGAUGUAACAAUGUGAGAAAUAGCUCAUCUGAAAGAACAGCAGAAGAGAAACAGGCAUACCAAUGUCGCAAUGAGAUGAGACAGUUGAUCUAUCAAGGUAACAACAGUGUACCUGUGAUGUCAGGUAAUCGAGGAGAGAUGUCAGACAGAUACGGUCAUUCGAGGAGCCAUUACUAUCCUGAAGACUGGAAGACAUCGACAAUGAGCAGAACACUCCAGAAGUCUACAAAGCAGAAAUACAGUCAACCCAUUGAGGUGACAUCUUAUGGAGACAACAGACCGUCUUCUCACUAUCCCACUGACACAUUGACCAGUCGUAAGAGCAGUGGACAGUGCUGGAGUGAGCGGUCAAGCAGACAGUAUGAAGAAAUACCAGCAAUGUCAGGAAUCUAUGGUGGUGCCCCACCGGAUGUAUCAAGCACCAGUGAGAGAGACCAUUACCAAGACAGAUAUGUGAAACCUCCAGAGAGACAGUUACCUUCAACACCAGAUGUCAUUACUAACUGACCACUGGUCAUUUAACUAAAUAUUGACCCUUUACAAUAAUAUUUCAAAUAACCACCAACUCCCUUCACUCACACAAACUAAUAUAAAUAUAAUAACUUCUCUCAUUACCUCACAAUUACAAUAUUAUAUUCCAACCUAUGAUAGAAUAUAUGGACACUAACAGUGAAGUCAGCAACAUUUCAAACCACACACACACACACACACACUUAAUGUUUUAUAUACGCUCCUCUUUUCUCUAAUAUUCUCAGUUAGGUGAUUUUUAUAUUUCCCAAAUAUCUCUGGAAUUAAAUUAGAAUACGUUUAAAAUAUAUUUCUUUAUUUUUUACAACAGUGUUAUUAAAAUCUAACACUUAGGAAAUUAUAUUUAAAAAUGGUACCAAAAUAAACCUGCCUGAAAAUUAGAAUAUCCCUUCUCUAUUUGUUCCUGCAUCCUCCAUUAUAGGUUGGGUGUAUAUUUAGGUCAGACACAUCUUAACCAGAACUGUUCUAUAUUAACAUCAUUUGUUAGUAAUAUAUUUACCAAUAUCAGUGAUGUUUUGUUAAUAUGAGAUCCGUAUGAAACACUGAAUAUAUAUAUAUAUAUCUAUGCCAGUCUCUCUCUCUCUCUCUCUCUCUCUCUCUACAUCAGACAUGUUGGUGUUAUAUGGACUUCUUAUGGCUGACUGUUAGUGGAGCUGAUAUUGUUUGUUCUCUUUCUUUCUUUCCCUCUUCUCUUUGAGGGAAACACAGCAUCUUGUGUGUGUGAGUCUGGAGCAAGCAUCACCCAUCCCUCCUCUCUCUCUCUCUCUCUUACACGCAUAUGCACACACACACACUCACUAAACAUCACACAUCCACAAAGGAAGACUGAGAGGGAACUGCUGGUUCCCACUGACUCACCACCAACACUAUUCCAUCAACAUGAAGCCAUUGUCACACCAUAGCAGCAGUGACACAGA
Octopus sinensis (East Asian common octopus) is the source of this 11742-nucleotide messenger RNA. RefSeq lists its product as uncharacterized. NCBI's taxonomy places the organism in Eukaryota, Metazoa, Mollusca, Cephalopoda, Octopoda, Octopodidae. Gene Ontology annotation, molecular function: calcium ion binding. The record is from RefSeq and is a predicted model, not a curated record. Bases 197 to 10804 code for a protein of 3535 amino acids. Gene Ontology annotation, biological process: homophilic cell-cell adhesion. The transcript has 14 exons. Gene Ontology annotation, cellular component: plasma membrane.